Messenger RNA from Guillardia theta CCMP2712, 1047 nucleotides. RefSeq lists its product as hypothetical. The record is from RefSeq and is a predicted model, not a curated record. NCBI's taxonomy places the organism in Eukaryota, Cryptophyceae, Pyrenomonadales, Geminigeraceae. Gene Ontology annotation, molecular function: UDP-glucose 4-epimerase activity. Gene Ontology annotation, biological process: beta-D-galactose catabolic process via UDP-galactose, Leloir pathway. Gene Ontology annotation, cellular component: cytosol. The transcript is spliced from 15 exons. The coding region runs from base 1 to 1047 and encodes 348 amino acids.
AUGCGCGUGCUAGUGACGGGAGGAGCGGGCUUCAUAGGGAGCCACACAACGCUGGGAUUACUCAUGCAAGACAAGCAGGGAGACCAAGAGUCCUACGAAGUUGUUGUGGUGGACAACUUCAGCAACUCAUCGCCAGAAUCGUUGAAAAGAGUCAUGGAAAUCACGGGAAAGACCGUGGAAUACCAUGACUUGGAUCUCAGGAACAAGUCUGCAGUGAAAGAAUUUUUUGACUCUCAGAAGCAAAAGUUUGAUGCAGUUGUUCAUUUUGCCGCGCUCAAAGCAGUCGGAGAGUCGGUGCAGAAACCGCUUGAGUACUAUGAGAACAACUUGACUGGUGCCCUCAAUCUCCUCGAGUGCAUGCGGGAAAGUGGGUGCAAGGCCAUCGUGUUUUCCUCCUCUGCCACUGUGUACGGGAAUGCAACCAAGGACUGCGACAAGAUUACCGAGGAUGCUCCAAUCAGUGCGACGAAUCCAUAUGGACGCACAAAGCUCUUCAUCGAGGAGAUCUUGAGAGACCUUUGUAAGUCCGACAAGGAUUGGAAGGCUAUCAAUCUUCGGUACUUUAACCCAGUUGGUGCACACGAGAGUGGCAGAAUCGGCGAGGACCCUGCAGGCAUUCCUAACAACUUGAUGCCAUAUGUUUCCAAGGUUGCUGUCGGCAAGCUCGAGUACCUGACAGUGCACGGAAACGAUUAUCCCACCCCAGACGGAACCGGUGUUAGAGAUUACAUCCAUGUCAUGGAUCUUGCUGAAGGUCACAUCGCUGCCAUCAAGAAGUUGUCAUCACUACAGGGGGAGAUCACCGUGAACCUCGGAACAGGCCGAGGUUACAGCGUAGUUGAGAUGGUGGAGGCGAUGAGGAAAGCGAGUGGAGCUGAAAUCCCUUACAAGAUUGGCCCGCGCAGGGAGGGAGACGUUGCGAUGUUGUGUGCAAGCACCGAGAAGGCAAAGAGAGAGCUUGGGUGGGUUGCUAAGAAGAACCUAGAAGACAUGUGCAACGACUUGUGGAGAUGGCAGAGCGCGAACCCCAACGGGUACCGUCAGUAG